This is a messenger RNA of Ambispora gerdemannii, 3459 nucleotides long. NCBI's taxonomy places the organism in Eukaryota, Fungi, Glomeromycota, Glomeromycetes, Archaeosporales, Ambisporaceae. The record is from the annotation of a GenBank genome assembly.
AUGGGUAACGUUAGCAGUAACCCGGAUGAGCACCCGACAAUGUACAUAAAGAAUCCAGACCGAUUUCAAAUCACAGAGAUAGUGGUGUCGAAUUCCGCUCACGAGCCUUAUAUAACUUUCCCUACAUCAUCGAAUCGGAUAGCAGCCAUACCAAAUACAGUAGAUCUUUUAGAGUUUACGCAAGACCCAGAGUUACAAUCAAAAGCACCGAAUAAAUUCUUGUUAAAGUUGUCGAAAGAUAAACGCUUCGAGUUGAAAUUCAAAUUUCGUGUUGGUGAAAAUUCCACAAAUACCGAAGAGUUGAAAGGUUUAACUUUUAUUAAUGCAACAAACGAAAAAGAAUUGGCGAGAAUACUGACUGUCGAGUUCAAUGUCGAUCCUAAUUUGCACAGACAUGCGAAUGUAGCACUUUUGGGCGACUUCACCCCAAAGCAAGAAGAAAUUGAGUGGACAUGGAAAUGGGUCCCUCCGCAUACAAUGGAUGAAUCUCAUCAUGGUUGGCGUAAUCAUUGUUGUUUUGCCGAAUAUAAUAAAAAAGAGCAUACUUUCCAAAUACUUGGGUAUUUUACAUUUUGGGUAGCUGAAAAUACAAUUCGAUUUUCGCAUCAUCGACAUUCAAAGAGCUUAAGCUCUAUCGAUGGGAGCACCGCUAACUUUCAGCAUCAUGAUUUGAAUCCACAACAACAACAAGCCUCACCAUCAUCUCCAUUUUCCAAAAGUCUUCGUCCGUCAAGCCCCGACCAGCCACCACCAACCAUCAACGUCUCGUAUACUACAUCGACCGCACCAUCAAUGUCUAGUGGAGGAGGAGGAAGACGAAUGUCUGACGACGCACAUCAACACGAACCUGAAGAUGGACCUCUUUUUCGGGCAACACUUUCUGCCUAUGAAAAGAAAACAGGUUCUCUCAGGCAUCAUGUAAAAAGAGUUUUAAAGACAGCCGCCGGCUCUCAUGAAGCCAUCUUAGAUAGUCUUAAAGCCGAUGAGGAUUUUUUGGAUGCGCUUCGAACAGCUUCCGCUGCACAUCCUCAGGCAUUUCAGCAACUUCUCGAUAACUAUUUUGAAGAAGCAUCAAAGAAAAUAUCCAUUUUCAAAGAAAACAUGGCACAUCAAAUGCAAUCUCUUCUUCUGGAACCUAUUCGAAAGCUAUACGAAAACGACAUAAAAGUCGCUGAGACCAAAAAAAAGGAAUUCGAGGAAGAAUCUCGAGACUAUUACCAAUUUUUAUCGAAAUAUUUGUCGCUGAAAGUGGACUCGGCGAAAGAAAAGAAAAAACUCGAAUCCGAUUCAAAGUACCAGAAUAAACGCAAAACGUUUGAACUGAAACGAUUCGAUUAUUAUGCUUAUAUGCAAGAUUUGCAUGGUGGAAGAAAAGACCAAGAGAUAUUGUAUCAUUUGACCAAUUUUGCGGAGAAGCAGUAUACUUGUUAUCAGCAAACAGCGACAACUGUCAAUCCGUUUCCGACAGAACCAUAUCAUGAAGGGGACAGUACAAAUCAAAGUAUAGGAAGCACAUCGACAGGUGACACUGCAAGUGAUGAAUAUUCGGCAAGUCCAGUCGGAUCACCAGUAAUAGUCCAAAAUCGAUUUAAAGGUAUACGUGAUAUGGAACAUCACGAUGCUGAAAAUGCAUUAUUGGCUGGCAGAAAGAAAGAAGGGUUCUUAUUUGCUACUUCUCGUGUUACACAACACGGUGCAGUCGACCCAUUAACUCUGACAAAUUGGCAUAAGUAUUGGUGUGUAUUGGCGGGAGGACAACUUUGUGAAUACAGUAAUUGGAAAAAACAACUUGAGACACAUAACGAGCCGAUUAAUCUACGAUUUGCCACAGUUCGAGAAGCUCGUGGCAUAGAUCGUCGGUUUUGCUUUGAAGUAAUCACUCCACAAUAUCGACGAAUUUACCAAGCAACUUCAGCCGAAGAUAUGAACUCUUGGGUGAUGGUAAUCUCAAAUGCUAUCGAAAGUCUCUUGAACGGGACAAGUAGUUGUCGCAAUUUAGAUCACCUGUUAGUGCAAGAUGAUCAUAACCCGGGAGCCCGGGAACCCUUGAAAAGACAAAACUCACUUAAACGACGAGGAACAUUAUCGAGUUUAACGGACAAAAGAAGGUUUGAAACGAGAAAAGUGUACUCAGUUCCCUCAAAACCCAAUAGCACUCAUAUAUCAAAUCACAGGGUUCCUCAAGACGCUGGUGGCAGUGCCGAUCCCGUGACUAUUACGGGAAAAAUUAUUGAUAUUAUCAAAAAUGCUGAUAGUUCAAAUUCAAUUUGCGCCGAUUGUGGUGCUCGCAAGACUGAAUGGUGUUCCAUUAAUUUAGGAGUUAUAUUAUGUAUUGAAUGUUCUGGUAUUCAUCGUAGUCUCGGAACACACAUAUCUAAAGUAAGAUCAUUGACACUGGAUACGAUAUCUUAUACACCUGAUUUAAUAGAACAGAUAAAGAUGCUUGGCAAUGCUCGAUCAAAUGCUAUUUGGGAAGCUAAAAUGGUGUCUGAAGUAAAACUGAGCUCCGCAGAAACUAAACAAAUUUCACCGGAUAACAAACUGAGUCCACCACAGGUGAAUAUCACCACGCCACCAGCCCAACAAAAUGGAACAUCACCUUCGCCAUCUCCAUCUACAAAACCCGAUGAUAAAUCUCUAUUAGGUACAUCACCAGAUGCAGAUUGGGUAGACAUUAUAAACAUGCUUAGCCCAUCCUCAUCGAAUACCACUACAAAGAAACUUCCACUCAUUCCUAAACCUUCCAACAGUGACUCACGUGCAAUCAAACAAAAAUUUAUCACUGCCAAAUAUGUAGAACGUGCUUAUGUUGAUUUUUCAUUGGUCGAUGAUGAUAGAACUGCAACAGAUUUAUUAUUCGAAGCGGUAAAGAAGAAUGAUGUACCAGGAGCGAUGCAAGCAAUCGCAUUGCGGGCAGAUGUGAAUGCUGCUCGACGAUUUGAGGUAGAAAAUGAUCAUGGCUUAAAAACGCCGUUAUUAUUAGCAUUACUGCAUAUCAAGAAUUCGACAUACUCAGAAAAAGGCAUAAAGCAAUUAUUCCCUAUGGCGGAAUUAUUGUUACAGAAUGGAGCAUUAGUAGAAAGAACAUUGAUUGAUGAACUUGAAGAUAUUCUCAAUAAUUCUAAAACAACAACAACUACUACUUUAAGACGUUCCGUUUCCGCAAAAAGUGCAGGUGCAUGGGCUGCGGAGGUAUUCGAUCUUAAGCAAAAAGGGAAAACCAUACUGGAGAUUGUACACGAUAGUGGCAACGAGGCUGCCAUUAAAUAUCUUUUGCCCAAAGCUGUCGCACGGGGUUCUUCUUCACCUACUCCGGGUCUCGGUGAAAAUGGGCUGGUGGCGUCAACACAGACCACAAGCACAGGUGGAGUAUUUGGUGGAACAGCUUUAGAGAAAAAGUCAACACAGAAUUUGGGACGAUCUUUGUCAAUGUCGGUUCGAAAUGUUAUGACUGGUUAA